ACUCACAACAACUAUAACUAUAUUUUUCAUCAAAACCAGGAACUCUAAGUUUUUAUGGAAAAAACGUCAACACUAAACACCAAAAUAAAAUGCGAAAGCUGCUUGACAGAAAAAACUCCUUUUUGUGAUCACAUCUAUUUUUUCAUUUUCUAAUUAAGAUUCGUUUUGUAACAAUUGAGGUAACAAUUUGUUGAGGCGUUGAUUCACCCUUCUACACCUGUUUUUGCUAAGACAGGGUAAGACACACUCGCUCUUCUGGUAGAUAAAUUAGACUUAAACAAAAUUUUCCUUAUCAUCUUCACACAUCUCUUCUCGUUGCAUCUCGUGGUAUAGACUUCCACCAAAUUAUUAAGUUUUCUGUUAUAUUUUUCAAAACUUGUGGUUUUUUUGUAUGGAACAUUUAAAUUAAGUCUUGAAAAUUAAUUAUUCAGGCCGGCUUCGGCUUUCACUUACUUUUGCGUUUUACUUUUUCAGCCAAAAUACAUUUACUGCUGCUAUACCCAUGCGUUAGGCCAGCUCAUACAAAAAGGCCUCCGUUGUGUUUAACAGAGAUUUGAAUUAUUGAUAAGCAAAUCUGGCUGCCACAUCUAUCCGGACGAAUUCACUAUUUGUUGUUGCACAGACCAAUUUAUUCAGAUACGAUUUUGAGAUUGCAAUAGAGAAAUUGGGUAGAAAGAGUGCAAACAUAUCAGAUGUUUUGCAUGCAAAAUAAUUAAAUAUAAAAAUGCCUUUAAAAAAAGCCAAAAGUGAAGAAAUCACAUUUUUCAAGUUUUCAGGCAAAUUUUCUCAUGAAAACCACUGAGAUAUGCCAUAAAACCAUGGCAUUAUGAAAAUUUGGACAUUUCUUUAUAAGAAUACACAAAAAAAUACGAUGAUUAUGAACAUUUUAUUUUUCGGUCCUGGUUGACCAUUCGGCGGAUAAGCACAUAUACAAGCAAAGCUACAUUGUUACAUUGAACAUAAAUCACAAUGCAGAAAAUAUGGCAAUCCAUAUCUUUAGGAAUCUGAUGGAAGGAGAGCUGCUGCAAAACAACAACGACGAUGAGGACAACGAUGAAGACGACACUGAUAAAGAGGACAACGAAGAGGGAAUAGACGAAAACGAAGAUCAAGAGAACGAUGCAGAAGCUGUGCUUGAGAGACGCGGGAGUGAGCGAGAAAGCUAUAACAACAUGCACACAAGAAAGAUCCCAACAACAAGUCGACAAAGGAAUAGAGAACGAAGCAACGAGCAAAGGCAGAACUACGAUGAGCAGGCCGCACCCCGUUUUGCCAUAAGUUUUCGCGAUAUAGAAGAGUCUAUCCGAGUGUUCGAUGACUCUGAUGAUAUGGCUGUCGAAGAAUGGAUACAAGAUUUCGAGGAACAGGCAGAGUUCAUGCGUUGGACAGAUUUGCAAAAACCUAUUUUCGCAAAGAAGUCGCUAAAGGGCAUUGCACGACUAUUUGUUUUGAGUGAAAAACAUUUGAACUCAUGGACAACGUUGAAGAACGCGCUAUUGAACGAAUUCAAGUCGAAAAUCAGUAGCAAACAAAUACACAUGCAGCUCAACGAGAGUAAACGACGACCCAAAGAGAGUGUUUUGGAAUAUUUUUAUCGCAUGAGAGAUAUUGCUUCGGGAGGCAAUGUGGAAAACGACGCACUUAUGCAAUACGUGAUUGACGGUGUUGACGAGACGGCAUUAAAUAAAACAAUUUUAUAUGGCGCAAAAAUGAUGAGUGACUUUAAAAACAAAUUAAAUGAAUAUGAGAAAAUUACCGAGAAAUUGAAAAAGAGUGAUAAAAUUGGAAGAGAUAAAAAGUUGCAGUUUGGACAAAAUAAUACACAGGUUGGCAAAAAAGACAUAGUUUGUUUCAACUGUGGAGAGAAGGGACAUUUGUCUAACAGUUGCGCCAACAAAGGAAAAGGAAGAAAGUGCUUCAAAUGUAAUCAGUUUGGGCACAUAUUUAAAAAUUGCAAGGAAAAUAGUGAAAAACAAAACGAUGAAAAACAAAACAUGCGCGUAGUUUCAAAUAAAACUGAAUUAACGUCUAAAGAAGUUUCGAUUAAAAAUGCAAAGUGUAUGGCAUUAUUUGACAUUGGCAGUAAAUUUAACAUUAUACGUGAAGAUUUAUACGACGAACUGCGUAUGCCAAAAUUAAAAGACUGCAGAGUGUGUUUGGUCGGUUUCGGAAGUGAGAGCAAAGCUGACAAUAUCAAGCCGAUUGGUCAGGUGAACCAUAGCAUACAUAUUGACAAUGAAGAAUAUGGUUAAACUUUUAUGUUGUUGCUGCAAGAUUCAUGGACAUAAAACUGAUAAUAGGGGAAGAGCUUUUUUUGCACGCAGAAAUAUCGUUUAAUCGCAAUGGAGUGAAAUUGAGUAAAAUGCCAAAUGAAAAUAAAGAAGAUCCUUAUGACGAAUCGUGCAUAAUGAGAAUCGACGUAGCGGUAGACAAUUCUCAGCUGAACAUAAGCAACGCGGUAAACGAGUUUACACAAAGCAAAGUACGCGAAAUUAUAUCGACGUAUAAACCGGAAAAAUCAAAAACUACGAAUGUUGAAAUGAAAAUAAUUUUAAAAGACGAAACGCCAAUAUUUUCGCGGCCACGGCGAUUUGCAAUAAAUGAAACAUGCAUCAUAGAAGACCAGAUCGACGAGUGGCUGCAGAAAAAGUUCACGAGUUCGGUUGUAUUGGUGAUAAAGAGCGACGGCACGCCACGUCUAUGCAUUGACUUUAGACGUAUCAAUAAAGUCAUCAUAAAAGAUCAUUUCCCGUUGCCGUUAAUAGAUGACCAGCUAGAUCGUUUGCAAGACGCUGCAAUAUUCAGUACAAUUGACUUGAAGAAUGGGUUCUUCCAUGUUCCUGUAGCCGAAGAGAGUAGGAAGUACACCUCAUUUGUGACGCAAAGCGGCCAGUACCAGUUCCGCAAGGUGCCGUUUGGUAUGUCGAAUUCUCCCGGAGUAUUCCAAAGGCACAUUGGUGCAAUUUUUCGACAGCUGACUAGAAAAGGAAUAGCACUUCCAUAUGUUGACGACAUAAUCAUUCAAGCCAAAGACGAGCAAGAAGCAUUGACAAAUCUGAAAGAAGUUCUCAAAACGUGUGAAGAGUAUGGGCUUGAGCUGAAUUUUAAAAAGUGUCAUUUCUUGCAAACACGAAUCCAGUUUCUUGGCCAUAUCAUCGAAAAUAAAAAGCUGUUUCCGACCCCGUUGAAGAUUG
Molecule: messenger RNA, 3194 nt
Organism: Drosophila obscura
Lineage: Eukaryota; Metazoa; Arthropoda; Insecta; Diptera; Drosophilidae
Product: MATH and LRR domain-containing protein PFE0570w-like
Exons: 2
Coding region: 981-2252 (423 amino acids)
Molecular function (GO): nucleic acid binding; zinc ion binding
Source: RefSeq, a predicted model, not a curated record